Messenger RNA from Cooperia oncophora, 405 nucleotides. Lineage: Eukaryota; Metazoa; Nematoda; Chromadorea; Rhabditida; Trichostrongylidae. The record is from the annotation of a GenBank genome assembly.
AUGAUAAGAAUGAUUUUGGCUCCGUUUAUGGCGCUAUUUAUGUCCGCAUAUGGACUAGAGUGCUACUAUUACCGAAUACGAGCCGACGAUACACUCACAAGCGACAACGUGGUGAAUCGGAAUUGCUCGACGUUGGUCUCUUCGUGUGUGAAGAUCAUCUCCAGGAAUGAGCUUCCUCAGCAGGAGCAGUCCGAGACCCUAUCAACGAUUGAGGGACGUUGUGCAUUCACGCCUUACGAAUGUGCAGGUCGGGAGAGGCAGUGCUUACCAGAACCACCAGUUACACGCAAUUUUAUAACCAUUCAUGACUACAAGUGCUGCUCCAGCGAAGAUCUGUCCAAUGGAGGACCAGCCAGCAGUUUAAGCACAAUUCUACUCAUGUGUAUCAUGUUGCUCACCAAAUUA